UUGCAAAUGUAAUUAUUUAGCCCAAUCAAAUUCAAUCUUUUAGAAAAUAGCCAACAACUUUAAUUUGGUUUUUUGGUUUAAAAAAAAAAAUAUUAUUAUUACAAAAUGUCCUCCAUCUCUUUAUAUGAAAAGAACUCGGAAUUAACAACACGAUAUAGAUAUACAAUACCAGUUCCAGUAUCAACUACAACUGCACUUCAUUAUCGACAGUUCAAGAAAUCAACAAGUGUAGCAUCAACACUGGGUUCAAUACCAGAAACAAGUGAUCUUUUAAAAAUGAAAGCUGAUGUAGAGUCUUUACUUCCCUUAUCAGAAAGAAGGAUUCGACAUUUGCAACGAGAUCUUUCUUUUAUUAGAAAGAAUGUAAAAAUGAAAGAGUCAAAUGAAGAUGAGCAAGAACAAUUAGAUAAACAGAACCAAUCAUCAAAAAAAGUAGGGAAAAGUAAACUUCCUGCAACACUGGAUAAGAUGCUUGUCAAGAAAGAAACUAUAGAUGAAUCUUCUAACACGUUACAUUCUCAUAACAAAGGUCAGAUGGAAAGACAGCUUGCAUUAGAAGUUCUACGAAGAAAAAGAAGAAGAGACGAAGACAGUAAUGGAGGAAUCCAAAAAACAAAAAACAUGCCACCUUAUGCAGUAACAAAAGCUAAGAAAACAGAGGAUACAGCAGCAGCAACGACUUCAACAAAAAUACAUUCAAAAACAGGUCAGAAUUCACAUACGAAAAAGAAAAAGUCGGUUGUCGAACAAAAUAGCUUAAAACAACGAUCAACUGCAGCUACUCAUCAAGAAAUUGAUUUCGUUCGUGUAAAACCAAAAGAUCAGAUUCCCAUCUUAACUUUUUGGUCAAGCCUUGAUCCCCAUUUUCGUCCAUUAGCAGAAGAGGAUCGACAGUUUUUAUUAGCAAGUGAAGAAGACGAACAAUUUUACAAGAUACCACCUUUAGGUCGACAUUAUGCAGAUGUCUGGUCAGAGAAUGAAUCAGUAUCAACACUGAUAAAUCCAACCCGACUCGGCAAUCGUUCUGCAUUAAAGCAUAAAUACCUUGGAUUGGAUCAGUCGUUCGUAAAGGAGCAUUUAUUUUGUGAAAAUAUAAGUUGUGGACAGCUUACAGAACGUUUGUUGAGUAGUUUAGUAACAGAGCCUUGUCAUGAUGAAGAAAUUACUGACUUGGAAGAUGAGAUUAAUGAUUAUGAUGAGCAUGAGUCUGAUUUAACUAUGGAAAAAAACUAUAAAAAUAGUCAAUUAUAUGCAACGCCAUCAGAAGAUGUUGUUAAGUUUGAAGAAAACUUGAAAAGAGAAUUACGUUAUGUUGGAUUGUUUGGUGAAGAUGAUGUGGAUUGGGAUUCAAAAGAAGAUGAUGAAAUUUGUGUAGAAUUAAGAUCAACUAUAAAAGAGUUAAAGGAACAAUUUGCAGUGAAUGAAUUUCGAAAAAAAGAUUAUUAAACGUGGUCGAUAAUCAGCUUCAAUAUGAACAAUAUAGACAUGUAUUAGAUAAUUUAGAUUCACAAGUAGAGCAAUGUUACUUGAAAAGAUUUGUAAAUAACGGAGAACUUUUUUUUUUUCCUAUUAAAAAAGAAAAAAAAAAGCUAACAAAUAUGCUUAUUUUAGAGGACGCAAAAAUCCAAGAAAAGAAAGAAUAUUUCUUCUUCGAAAAUAGUCUUGUCAGAAAAUGCGAUACAUACAAUAAAUAAAAGAAAGGCUUGGAUAGAUGCAUUAGAAGGUAUAUUUAAGGAUAAAAAUCUUAUUAUGCCAUCCCAUUCGAUAUAUACAGAAGAUAAAGAAGAAGAAUGAUAAAUGUAUGUAUUAUACCGACAAUUCAACAUACACACGCACGCACUCACUCACUCACUCACUCAGAAAGACUUUUUCUUAUAAAUUGUUAUUUGUAAUUUUAUUUAAUAAAUACUUGAUAUGUAU
This is a messenger RNA of Cokeromyces recurvatus, 1920 nucleotides long. RefSeq lists its product as uncharacterized. Gene Ontology annotation, molecular function: transcription coactivator activity. Lineage: Eukaryota; Fungi; Mucoromycota; Mucoromycetes; Mucorales; Mucoraceae. The coding region runs from base 106 to 1446 and encodes 446 amino acids. Gene Ontology annotation, biological process: regulation of transcription by RNA polymerase II. The transcript has 7 exons. The record is from RefSeq and is a predicted model, not a curated record. Gene Ontology annotation, cellular component: SAGA complex.